CUUGCAUUGCCCUUGUUUUUGCUGCUGACAGGUGCUCAUAUGAAUGCCUCCAUUACCUUUGCAAACUGCCUGACAGGAAGACUCCAGUGGUACAAGCUUCCAGCAUAUGUGAUUGGCCAGUUUGUGGGCUCCUUCCUCGCUGCCUGUACUGUUUUUGUAAUGUACUACGAGGCUCUACAGGAUUACACUGGAGGAAACCUGACCGUAACUGGGCCUACUGCCACCGCAGGGAUCUUUUCCACCUACCCAGCCCCAUACGUGUCUCUAUGGGGUGGCUUUUUUAAUGAGUUCAUUGCCACCUGUAUUCUUUUGGUUGGCAUCCUCGCUAUCAAUGACACAAAGAAUGCAGCAGCCCUACAUGGCACCGGCGCUUUCAUCACUGGACUUCUUGUUGUGGGAAUCGGCAUGUCCAUGGGGAUGAACACCGGCUAUGCCAUCAACCCUUCCCGGGAUUUGCCACCAAGGAUUUUCACUGCCAUCGCUGGCUGGGGACCGGAAGUCUUCAGUGCUGCCAAUUGCUGGUGGUGGGUCCCCAUUGUGGCCCCGAUGCUGGGAAGCCUGGUUGGAGUCUUUGUCUACAACAUCCUUAUUGACUUCCACAACCGGUCCCAGAAGGAACUGGAACUAGAACUGGAACCCAGCCAGAGUGACAAAUACAGGAAGCACGACCUUGAGGCUGGAGGGACCCCAGAGGUCCAGUUGUGAAACCAGAGCUCCCAUCCCAUGGAUGCUGGACUUAGGACAGUUUGAUGGCUGCUUUUAACAGACUGCAAGAUUUUGAAUUUACCAUUGGACAUCUAAGCACAUAGAGCCAUUGUGGGUAUUUCAGAGGAAGAAGGCACACCUUGGAUAAAGGGGCACAUGAAUGUUGGAUGGAAUGGAAGAAGACUGGAGUUAAUUUGCCAACACUGAAUCUCAGUGUGAACCUUAAGAGCCUUGUAAAAAUCCCUUUGGAAUGGGAUUCUCAAAUGGCAUGUUCAAAAGAGGCACCUUGAGAAAAAUAAAUA
Molecule: messenger RNA, 1007 nt
Organism: Sceloporus undulatus (fence lizard)
Lineage: Eukaryota; Metazoa; Chordata; Lepidosauria; Squamata; Phrynosomatidae
Product: aquaporin-7-like
Exons: 4
Coding region: 40-705 (221 amino acids)
Biological process (GO): glycerol transmembrane transport; water transport
Cellular component (GO): basolateral plasma membrane; plasma membrane
Molecular function (GO): water channel activity; glycerol channel activity; urea transmembrane transporter activity
Source: RefSeq, a predicted model, not a curated record